AUGUCUGUCGAGGAAAAGCAAGCACGAUCAGUAUUUGUCGGUAACAUUCCACAUGGAACGUCGGAAGAUGAUAUGAAAGCGAUCUUUACAGUUAUCGGACCGGUUUUGUCGUUUCGAAUUGUGUUAGAUCGAGAAACUGGAAAUCCAAAAGGAUAUGGAUUCGCUGAAUACGCAGAUGCCGACAUGGCCCAGAGUGCGAUUCGAAAUUUGAAUGGUUUCGACUUUGCUGGUCGAUCGCUACGAGUCGAUAAAGCAUCAUCUCAAGCAGAUGAAUUACGUUUACUUCAUCAACAAACUGCUAUGGGCACAUCAACAUUUGAAACUGUUCAAAGUGCUAAUGUAACUCCAGACAAAGUCCCUGAAGUUAUUGCUCGAACCAUAGUCAAUCUUCCACCUGAGCAAGUCGUCGAUCUAAUGAAACAAAUGCAGACGAUCAUCAAAGAAUAUCCAACUGAAGCACGAAAUAUUCUCAUUCAACAUCCACAAUUAACGUAUGCCAUGCUACAAUCAUUGGUUGUCAUGGGUCUAAUUCCACCAAACGAAGCAACCAAUAUGCUUCACAAACGACCAGAUAGUUCAGCCAUCAAUCUUAUAAAUAAUUCGUCACCAGCAACAGCGGCGGCAACAGCACACAAUCUCGUCGGUGGCUUAUUGCCUAACCAUACAUUUCCAACGCCACCUAAUCUUGUUCCACAGCCACCCUUACCUAUCGUUCCACCGCCUCCAUUUCAUCCGCAAUUAGCAUCGAUGAAUUUUUCAAUGCCAACAGGUCCUUUAGGCCAGCCUAAUCCAAACCUCACGGGCAAUGCACCUCUAUCACGUACAGAUCAAGAGAAAGCUCAACUGUUGAUGCAAGUUCUUCAAUUAACUGAAGCGCAGAUUGCUCAACUACCUGCAGAUCAACGAGCAAGUAUUAUUCUCUUGCGAGAGCAAAUGCAACAGAGUGGAAUGAUUUCUCUUUGA
This is a messenger RNA of Adineta ricciae, 963 nucleotides long. The record is from the annotation of a GenBank genome assembly. NCBI's taxonomy places the organism in Eukaryota, Metazoa, Rotifera, Eurotatoria, Adinetida, Adinetidae.